Molecule: messenger RNA, 1531 nt
Organism: Hyposmocoma kahamanoa
Lineage: Eukaryota; Metazoa; Arthropoda; Insecta; Lepidoptera; Cosmopterigidae
Gene: Orc4
Product: origin recognition complex subunit 4
Exons: 8
Coding region: 30-1466 (478 amino acids)
Biological process (GO): DNA replication initiation; DNA replication
Cellular component (GO): nucleus; nuclear origin of replication recognition complex
Molecular function (GO): DNA replication origin binding; ATP binding; ATP hydrolysis activity
Source: RefSeq, a predicted model, not a curated record
AUAGGAAAUUCAUCUAUUCUGCAGUAAAAAUGCGUGAAAUAGCAAACAAGUCAACUUUCCAGCAAAUUAAGUUAGUAAGGAAGUAUUUAAAGCUGAAAGUGCUCGAAGAUAACAUUACAUUUAGGAAGCACGAGAAAGCUAGAACUCAUGUAUACGAUAUAAUGCGGAGGACUAUUUCUGCUGGUGAAUCGCACUCUGCUCUUAUGAUAGGACCUCGGGGAAGUGGUAAAACCACUCUGAUAAACUCUGUGCUAAAUCAGCUAUCCAACGAAGUAGACUUGGCAAAUGAUGCAAUCAUCGUGAAAUUGAAUGGAUUGGUUCAUCACGACGAGAAGAUCUCUCUCAAGGCUAUUACCGCACAGAUGCAACUAGAAAACGCUAUUGACGGCAAAGUGUUUGGCACGUUUGCAGAACAACUAAGCUAUCUACUUAGUUGUCUCACCAGUGGCAACGACAGACAAUGCCGCAGCAUGAUAUUUGUACUCGACGAGUUUGACAUGUUCUGCCAUAGCGGUCGCACGCAGACAUUGCUGUACAAUCUUUUUGACAUCACACAUGCGAAGCAAGCACCUAUGUGCGUCAUGGGUAUAACAAACCGCAUCGACGUAAUGGACCUUCUAGAGAAACGUGUAAAAUCGCGUUUCUCACAUCGUCAUAUAUUUAUCUUUCCAAACGACGGGUCUUCUCCGUUGGAGAAUUUCAAAGACAUUUUCAGCAGUCUGUUGAGUUUGCCCGUUGUGAAACAUAGUAAGAAACGGAGAAAGAGUUCUGUGCACCCUGAAGUUCAAAUGGAAAUAGAUCAAGAUAAAUCAGUUUCUCUACCAAUGGCAGCGCUUGACAAGUGUAAAGUGACCCCUGAAACAUUUACGGCAUUGGAGCCUACGUUUGUCGAAGAUUGGAACGCGCAUAUUCACAGUUUGAGUGAAAAUGAGAAAGUUAUUGAUGCUUUAGAAAAAUUCUGUUACUAUAAUGUUAAUGAACAGGUUUUUAGGAAUUUAAUGUUCACUCAAAUCUGCAAACUCGGACCAUCAAAGCACUACCUGGAAUCAGCAGAUUUCACCCAAGCCAUAGACAACAUAGUCUGUCCCGAAUAUAGAAUAAAAUUACUACAGUCAUUGUCUAUAUUGGAGUUUUCUUUACUAAUCGCUAUGAUGCAUGGAAGCGCUAUUUUUGACGGACAACCUCUGAAUUUUGAAAUGGUUUUGCACAGGUACACAAAAUUUGCGCUAGCAAACUCAACAGCCCAAACGGUACCUCGUCCGGUUAUAUUGAAGGCAUUCGAACACCUGCAAGAGCUGGAGUUGAUCGUGCCCGUUAGAGGUGACCAUGGAACUGACGUUGGCGGUGUCCAAAAAGAGUAUAGACUUCACGCUUUAUCAGUCCCAGCUGUGGAAAUCAAAGAAGCCGCAAAAGGAUUCAAGGCAUUACCAACCGAAAUUAUGCACUGGGUUAAUAACGAGUUUUAAUUUAAAUAAAUCAUAAUUUUUUACAUUUGUUUGUAUUUCUACCAUUUUUAUUUACCCGGCUACAC